Molecule: messenger RNA, 1224 nt
Organism: Trachemys scripta elegans
Lineage: Eukaryota; Metazoa; Chordata; Testudines; Emydidae
Gene: LHX3
Product: LIM homeobox 3
Exons: 6
Coding region: 1-1212 (403 amino acids)
Biological process (GO): regulation of transcription by RNA polymerase II; neuron differentiation
Cellular component (GO): nucleus
Molecular function (GO): DNA-binding transcription factor activity, RNA polymerase II-specific; RNA polymerase II transcription regulatory region sequence-specific DNA binding
Source: RefSeq, a predicted model, not a curated record
AUGGAUGCUCUUAAGGAACUGAGCGCGGGCAAGGACUGCUCCAAUACAGAGAUGCUCUUCGCUUUGCUGGCACAGAAUGAGGACGUGCGCAAAGAAAUCCCUCUCUGCGCAGGCUGCAACCAACACAUUGUGGACAGGUUCAUCUUGAAGGUGCUGGACAGACACUGGCACAGCAAAUGCCUGAAAUGCAGCGAUUGCCAGACCCAGCUGGCCGAGAAAUGCUUCAGCAGAGGGGACAGCGUGUAUUGCAAAGAGGACUUCUUCAAGAGGUUUGGGACAAAAUGUGCAGCCUGUCAGCAGGGGAUCCCCCCGACCCAGGUGGUGAGAAGGGCCCAAGAUUUUGUCUACCACCUGCACUGCUUCUCUUGCAUCGUGUGUAAAAGGCAGCUGGCCACGGGGGACGAGUUCUACCUCAUGGAGGACAGCCGGCUGGUCUGUAAAGGAGACUAUGAGACCGCCAAGCAGAGAGAAGCGGAGUCCACGGCAAAAAGACCCCGAACCACCAUCACAGCCAAGCAGCUGGAAACCCUGAAAAACGCGUAUAACAAUUCCCCCAAACCUGCCAGGCACGUGAGGGAGCAGCUGUCCUCAGAGACCGGGCUGGAUAUGAGAGUCGUACAGGUGUGGUUCCAGAACAGAAGGGCUAAGGAAAAAAGACUAAAGAAAGACGCUGGGAGGCAGAGAUGGGGCCAGUAUUUUAGGAAUAUGAAAAGAUCCCGGGGGAAUUCAAAAUCUGACAAGGACAGUAUCCAGGAGGAAGGCCCAGACAGUGAUGCUGAGGUCUCCUUUACAGAUGAGCCCUCUAUGUCAGAAAUGAGUCACUCCAAUGGGAUUUACAGCAACCUAAAUGAAGCUUCUCCUGCUUUGGGGAGACAAGCUGGGACCAACGGGAGCUUCUCUUUGGAACAUAGUGGCAUUCCUGCUCAGGACCAGUACCACGACCUCAGAUCCAACAGCCCCUACGGGAUACCCCAAUCACCAGCUUCUUUGCAGGCAUUGCCAGGCCACCAACCUUUAAUCUCAAGCUUGGUUUAUCCAGACAACGGUUUAGGCAUCAUAGCUCAAGGUGGACAAGGCGUGCCCCAGCCAAUGAGAGUCUUAGGUGGGAAUGGACCCAGUUCUGAUCUCUCCACGGGGAGCAGUGGAGGGUAUCCAGACUUCCCUGCCAGCCCUGCCUCCUGGUUAGAUGAAGUGGAUCAUGCCCAGUUUUGAUACAGGACCCAC